Molecule: messenger RNA, 762 nt
Organism: Exophiala oligosperma
Lineage: Eukaryota; Fungi; Ascomycota; Eurotiomycetes; Chaetothyriales; Herpotrichiellaceae
Exons: 1
Coding region: 1-762 (253 amino acids)
Source: RefSeq, a predicted model, not a curated record
AUGGCGCACCAGGAAGUCACUUCUGCCCGGGACAAUCUAAAGCGGGCAUCUGGUACUGAGGAAAUGAGAAGGCUCCGAGAUGGUUACGACUUGCACAUAGCUGAGGAGGUUAUGGAGAUAGCACAGGGUAAGUUGAGAGGAGCGGAGUACCAUGUGAAGAGAUGGAAAAUAUUCCUGAGGUGGAUUGACGACCAGCAUCCAGCCAUCGCGGCCGAAUGCGGGUUGUCACCUAAUAACACCCUGGACGUCGCUCUCCAUGCCAUCGGAGGAAAAGAAGAUCCGUUUAGGCAGGAAGAGCAGCCUCAGCUCCUGGAAAGAGAACGUCAACAAGGACCGUCUGUCCUCAGUCCAGACGCUUCAUCAAAGGUCUCAAAAUCAUUGAAAGCUAGAGCGCGCUCUUCCAGAGUACGUGUAACGAUCGCAACACGACUUGACGAAUCUCACGCUCCGGUCGUCGCUUCAGCUCAGCAAGGGGAUAGUGACGACGACAGAAGGUCGCAGGUACGCCCAUGUCCAAGUACGUCAACACUCGAACCCCGUCGCAGCGCUCGAAUCGCCGAAAGAAUGAAAGGCCUACAAGAGUCCAAAGCGCCAUCUAGACCGUCAAGAUUGAUGGGUAGAGAGGCGCACGAACUGUCAAGAGUGAAGCGACAAAAGGAACAGGAAACGAAGGGAGCAAAGACAAGGAGUAGCGAGCGCGUCAAAGCGAGAUAUACAUCAAGACCGCAAGGCGUUGCAAAGCGAAGGUGUCUGUCACGUUGA